GUUGUAGUUCUACUACUAGUUUAAAUAAUCUCGCCACAGUAUAAUUAUUUUUUAUUUUUAUUUUUAUUUUUGGUGCUCCGAUUUCUGGAGGAAUCUCUGCCGUCGGCCGCCGGAAUAUUCUGCUGAGCGCAGUCAUUUUUUCUGUAAGGCCAUCGGAUCUGUCACCUGGCAUAUGCUGCUUGUAAUUUGUUGUUUUUGUUAAGGAUCUGGGCUUGCGUAUUGUAGUCGAACUUGAGAUGGGAUCCAACACGGAGGAAGCCAUUAGAGCUAAAACAUUGGCUGAGAAGCAAUUUUUGGAGAAAAAUUUUGCCGGAGCGCAGAAGUAUGCUGCGAGAGCUCAGACACUAUGUAAGGAACUGGAUGGUAUAUCUCAGAUGGUGGCCACAUUUGGAGUUUACAAGGCGUCUGAGGCGACGGCUAAUGGAGAACUUGACUUCUAUUCAAUUCUUGGAGUGGACCCAUCUGUGGAGAAGUCCAAAUUGAAGAAGCAGUAUAAGAAAAUGGCAGUUACACUACACCCUGAUAAGAACAAAACUGUUGGCGCUGACGGGGCAUUCCGACUAGUUUCUGAAGCAUGGACACUGUUAUCUGAUAGUGCUCAAAGAAGUGCUUAUGAUCAACGGAGAAGUUUAUUUGCUGGGUACAGUGAUCCUUCCAAGUUUUCUGCUCAUGGAAGACUCGAUACAUUUUGGACUGUCUGUACCUCCUGUCGUGUCCAGUAUGAGUAUCUGAGGAAAUAUGUUAACAAACGACUUUCUUGCAAGAACUGUCGCGGUGUCUUUGUUGCCGUUGAAACUGGGUUGGCCCCUCCAAAUGAUACUUUCCAAUAUAACUAUUCUUAUGCGCCUGAGAAUGGUUAUGGUCAUGGAAACCAUGGCCGUGGGGUUGCAUAUAUACCCCCAACAACUGCUUAUGGUGCACCGAGUGUGGUGUCGGGUCAUCAUACGGGAUAUAGAUCAGAGUAUGCUUCUAAUAUAUCCUUUCAGGGUAGCGCAUCUGGAAAUUCUGUCGGACUCUCAGACCCUAGUGGACUAUCUUCAUCUUCAUUUGUCUUUUACCAAGCCAAUGGGGAGGCAAACCCGACAAAAGCUAAUGGCAAGCAUCAGUCGGUGAAGGCUACGGGUCAUAUGGUCUCUAAUGGGCGUACUGGUCAGUAUGAAGGAUCGAAACCCAAACGGGGGAGACCAGCCAAGAAGAGAAAAGUGGAAUUAGGAAUCUCGUAUCCAAAUGGGCAUGACAAAGGUUGUGCAAAUGUUGCUGUAGAACCUAAUUCAGCCACCGCAAAUGGAAUAUUAAAGCCUGCUGCUAAGCUUCCCUUUGCAGCUGAAACUUUGACAAGGCGGAGUUCUGCUGCUCCUGCGGUUGAUGGGAGGCAGUUGUUAAUUGAUAAGGCAAGAACAGAAAUUCGUAAGAAGCUUGAAGAAAUGAAGUUGGCUGAUGAAGCAGCUGCUGUUGAGGCUGAGAAAAGAAAGGCGCUUGCUGAAGCUGAUAGAUUACGUGCAGCUGCUGCUAAUAAACAAUUGGAACUUAAGAGAACUGUAUCUAUAACAGUUCCAGAUUCGGACUUCCAUGACUUUGACCAGGACAGGUCUGAAGGAUGCUUUAAGCCUAAGCAGAUAUGGGCCCUCUAUGAUGAAGAAGACGGUAUGCCUCGCUUAUAUUGUAUAAUUCGCGACAUCAUCUCCCUGGAUCCAUUCAAGAUUUACAUAAGCUACUUAAGCUCAAAAUCUGACACUGAAUUCGGGAGUGUGAAUUGGUUAGAUUCUGGGUUUACCAAAUCUUGUGGGAGUUUUAGAGUGUUUCACUCCGAAACAGUGGAGCAUGUCAACAUAUUCUCUCAUCUCCUUGCUAGGGAGAAGGCUGGUAGGGGAGGUUGUGUAAGAAUAUAUCCAAGAAGUGGAGACAUUUGGGCUGUAUACAGGAACUGGUCACCGGAUUGGAACAGAACAACUCCGGCUGAGGUAAGACACCAGUACGAAAUGGUUGAGGUUCUUGAUGAUUAUUCCGAAGAUAACGGUGUAUGUGUAGCGCCUGUGAUUAAGCUGGAUGGAUACAAGACGGUGUACCGUAGGGACACAGACAAGAAUGGCACCCGAUGGAUUCCAAGAAGAGAGAUGCUACGGUUUUCACACCAGGUACCGUCUUGCUCCCUCAAAGUUGAAGGCGCUAACUUGCCUGAGGGCUGCUGGGAUCUCGACCCUGCUGCAACCCCAGAAGCACUCCUUCAUGGAGAAACUGGACUUCAAAAUAAGACAAGUCCAGGCCAGACAGCAAUCAUUUCUGAGAUCCGAGAAGAAGAACAAUAUUCAUCUGAAGGAAAAGUGAGUGAGAGUAAAAUCUUUGCUUCAACUCCAGACAACUACGGCACACAGGUUGCAGGCAUGGAGCCCAAAAGUAUCACAAGCGAGGUCCCUCAAGUGGAAUGCAGAAACGAAAAAGCUCCAGCCGGACUGCCGUGUGUUGGAACAGGUGCAAGGAGUUAACAAGAGUUGAGGUAAUCUUGAAAAAACUCCAUUUUACAUAUAUCAAGUGCAUCCUCACAGCUGAACUACAGGCUUGACAGACAUGAAAGUGCAAAAGAAAGUAGAAAUUGAACCUGCUCUGUCCGUUGCAGGGAGAGACACAAAUGUAUAGAUUUAAACACAGCCUAGAUUGAUCCCUACUUUCCUCAAAAAGGUUAGAUAGUUGGAGGAUUAGAAGCAAUCCUUUGCCUUCAUAUCCAUUCAGUAAUUUGUAACCUUGAUUUUAGAACUGUUUGACUCCUGCUUCUAUAGAAAUGCUUUAUAUUUUGACUC
This is a messenger RNA of Salvia hispanica, 2795 nucleotides long. RefSeq lists its product as uncharacterized. Lineage: Eukaryota; Viridiplantae; Streptophyta; Magnoliopsida; Lamiales; Lamiaceae. The record is from RefSeq and is a predicted model, not a curated record.